Messenger RNA from Dentiscutata erythropus, 851 nucleotides. Lineage: Eukaryota; Fungi; Glomeromycota; Glomeromycetes; Diversisporales; Gigasporaceae. The record is from the annotation of a GenBank genome assembly.
AUGCCAUUUUAUGAUUCAUCAGAUGAUUAUGAACCAUCAUAUAAGAAUAAAUUAUUGGUUUCAGCUAGAGAUAGAAAUGAAUUUGGGCGACAAUAUUUCUAUGGAAAUCGUGACGAAUACGUAUCAAGUGCCUCGAAAGUUACGUAUGAGAAAUAUGGUGUUUGCACAAAAAAUGAGAUUUCAAUUGGACUAAAAAACGAAUUUAUGCAAAAAGACACCUAUAAAGAUUUUAGUGGAAAAAGUAGUAUUACUUUUGAAUCUCAAUCUGAUGCAAAACUUACAUAUCAACAACCAUUUAACUUUACUUCGUAUGAACCUAAGAGUUUAUCUGGGAUAGUUGAAUCAGGUUGCGUAUUGUAUAAAGGGCUUGAUGAUGUCUAUGCAAGUCCUAAAUUUGAAGCAACUACGAAAAGUAAGCUCGAAUGUGAAGAUACGGACGGUACCACUUCCAAAAUUGAAUACGGUGGUUCACGCGAGCUCGGAAUUUAUGAACAAAAAUUCAUGGCAAAUGCUGAAUCAUCAAUUCAACAGGAUGACGUCACUCUAUUUAAAACUGAAGCUUCAUUAGGGGCAAAAACGGGAAUGACUGGUGACAAUUUUGAUGCAAAACUCGGUAGUACGUUAUUUAGUGCUUGUGAUGAAAAUGAAGGUUUGGAUUUUAAACUCGUAAAUACAUCAGCAGAGGCUAAAUUUGGAAUAGAUGAAAAUGGUAUCGAAGAAAUGAUUAAAUUAGGCAUUUCAGUCAAUAAAAAUGGCAUAGAAGGUAAAUUUGAAGGUUUCGGGGUAAAGUUGGGAAAAGAAAUUGGUAUAAGUACACCUUUCGCAGAAGUGUCAGUUGAUCUAGGAAAGUU